AUGUCUCGAGAUCACCAACAGAAGCGUGAUGCGCCAUGGGCUCAUGGCUGGCGAUCGUCUGAUACUUUCAUCAUUAGUACGAUGAGUCUUGCGUUGUUUACUGAUGAACUACUUUUCGCCUUCAUGCUCCCUUUGCUGCCUACUGUGCUAGAGCAGCGAAUCGGCUUAGACCCUUCUCUUACUCAGAGAUACACGUCUAUCUUUCUUACUGAAGGAGCCAUCGUGUCUGUGGUGGCGAGUCCAUUUAUCGGGUCAAUCGCCGACGCGGUCUCUAGCAAAAAGACUCUGUUACUGACCGUCCUUGUACUGGCUUUGAUCAGUCUCGCCUGCUUGUCUUUAACAACACACCUGAUAUGGCUAUUCGUUGGCCGCUUCUUUCAAUGCAUCGUCAGCCAGGCCUUGUGGAUUGUGGGAAUGGCAACCAUGGCCGAGAAUCUUGGGUCAGAGCAUAUGGCCAAAAUUGCCGGUCUGAGCUCCAUACUCACAGCGGCGGGCACCACCGCCGGCCCUCUUCUCUCAGGACUACUAUUCGGAGCAGGUGGGUACUGGUGUGCCUGGGCGGGCGCAGGUGCCUUUCUCUUGGUGGACAUUGUCAUGCGUCUCCUCAUGCUAGAAAAGCCGGCCAAAUCUUCCGGAGUCCAGGAUGGGGAACGAGAGCCCCUUGUGAAAAACAAUCAGCCUGGUGCCAACGGUGAACAGCCCGAUCAUCCACCUUGUGUAGAGGUGCGAGGAUGGAGGUUCCACGUUUGCCUUUUCCAGGAUGCGCGGUUCUCUGCGGGGAUUUAUUGCUCUUUUGCUUACGCUUUAUUGAUUGGCUGUUUGGAAAGUACCAUGGCCGUCCACGUGCGAAGCGCGUUUGGAUGGAGUGCUGUUCAAGUUGGUCUAUUAUUAGGACUGAUCCAAGGGCCCGGAAUCUUGCUGGCAGCCCCGGUAGGUUGGAUGAAGGACCGAGUGGGAUCACGGAUUCCGACAACCGUGGGAUUUCUCGUGUCAGUACCUUUCAUCAUACUCUUGGGAGCUCCUGGCGACGAUCGAUUUUCAUUUGCGGCGGAAGCUCGGGGGAAGACCAUCUUUGUAGGAUGCAUGGCAGCGAUCGGAUGCCUGUUAUGUCUUCUGAACGGGAUCGGUUCUAUUGAGGCUACUGAAACAAUCGACGAGCUUGAAGCGCGUGAGCCUGGUAAAUUUGGUUCUAACGGAGGCUAUUCUCGUGCUCUAGCCUUGACUAGUAUGACAUGGAUGGCUGGGCUAAUGUGUGGUCCCCUUUUGGCGGGAUUUGUGAUGGAAACAUUCGGAUACUUCGAGUUGCAAUGUUGUCUCGGGGUUGUAUCUUUUACAGCAGGCCUCGUUGCUCUGCUUUUCUUGAACUCUCGCUCGCAUGCCGUAAAGCAGCAGCAAGAUGAGUGA
This is a messenger RNA of Penicillium pulvis, 1404 nucleotides long. RefSeq lists its product as uncharacterized. The record is from RefSeq and is a predicted model, not a curated record. Bases 1 to 1404 code for a protein of 467 amino acids. Lineage: Eukaryota; Fungi; Ascomycota; Eurotiomycetes; Eurotiales; Aspergillaceae. The transcript has 5 exons. Gene Ontology annotation, molecular function: transmembrane transporter activity. Gene Ontology annotation, biological process: transmembrane transport.